Linnemannia hyalina is the source of this 2538-nucleotide messenger RNA. NCBI's taxonomy places the organism in Eukaryota, Fungi, Mortierellomycota, Mortierellomycetes, Mortierellales, Mortierellaceae. The record is from the annotation of a GenBank genome assembly.
AUGGAUUCCUCUAUGCAAGAGUUCUACUCGCUGUCGCGAUCCACUUCGCAACAGCGUCCCUUCACCCAGAUCAUUCCCUCACAAAGUGGCCUCGAUUCAAGAAGUCCCUCUCGACAACAACCGUCGCGAGAACGUCCACAGAGUGCCAUGGCAUGGUCGCAGUACCAGCAUCCAAUGACAGUGCCAUCAAUAGCCCAGAUCUGGCUCCAGCCUAGCCAACAGCAGCAUCAACUCAAUUCUCAAGAUGCUUACCAACAGGACCCUUCCACUCGUCGUCGUCGUCAUCAUACCGCUGGAAGCAGUGGCUUCGUCGAAUCUGCGCCAGCUAGGGCGGGAGAUGCUUCACUCACAGAGCGACGCAGCCGCGCAUCAGUCGAUAACGGUGAUUCGGUCCCUUACGAUCCCUUUGCUCCGUCCUCUCCACGACCAAGCUCUCCUCCUCCAAUCCCCUCUACGCCAGGCUCGUCAUAUGCGAGGCAUUCAUCCCUCCACCGUCCUCGUCCUCCCCAUGAUCCUUCGAUCUAUAGUCAAGAUGACACCCACUCGCGCCGACAGGAAUACGACAAUACUCACUUGGAGCAUCUUGAAGAGCUGGACGACUAUGAAGCGUAUUCAGAGGAUAAUAGAGGCCGUCGUCGUUCAUACCCUGGUGGCGGUGUCUCGAGCGCGGCCUAUGAGGAUGGUCAAGGAAGUGAGGGAGAUCAAGGGGACAUGUCUUCGAUCCACUAUCCACCUACACCUGUCACCCGAAACGUCGGUGUCGCAAAGUCCAUGCUGGGCGAAAUCGCAGAUGCGUCUAACCAGUCGCAGGCAUUCAGUCUCUUUGGAUUCGCUUGGGGUAUCGGCAUGAUUGUGGGUCCAUUUCUGGGAGGAUACCUCGCGAACCCGGCACAAACGUUCCCAGAGAUUUUUGGAGACUGGGAGUUUUUUAUCGAGUACCCUUACUUCCUCCCUUGCUUUGUUGCAUCCAUGGGCGGUGUUGUUGGAUUCUUGGUCGGGUUCUUUUUCUUGCAGGAGACCAAGGGGAUGCGAGGAGGCGUUAUGGUUGAGACCAACAAGGAUGUCGAUGAUGACUAUUAUAACGACACCAUCAACACCAGUCAGUACCAGGGAGGUCCCGAUUACCAGGAAGUCGAACGUGAUGACCUCAACUCUAAUGGGCGAGAUGAGCUACUCAGCGACUUUUCGAGCAACCACAAGGCUACGGACAGAGAUAUAGAAACACAGAACGGGGCGUCGGAACUGGAUAUCGAUCUGGAGAGCCAGCCACUCAUGUUACCUCCCAAUGCGACUCAAGCGCAGCAGCUCAAGUUCUCAAACCGUCGUGGAAUAGAUCACUCCAACCAGUAUGGAUCUAUGGCGACGUUAACCUUUGAUACUGGACCAUCCUCAGCUCAAUCUCAUCCAUUGCAACAGCACUCGUACGGAGCCACGUCAGCCAGGUCGACCCUAUCCCGUCGCCCGGUAUCCACCCGACCUAGUCUCUUUCACCAAGGCAGCUCGGCAUCUGAAGCUGAACUUGCUAGAUUGAGCAGCAGCUAUGUCGACCGGCCCUUGAGUGCCGCAUACCCAUCGAUCUACGCCUACAACCGACCCAUCUCGACAGGACAACUACUGUCAAUGGCCGAGACUCCUUUAAGACACCGUCAGCAGAUGGAAUCCACCCCCGCAGAUGCAGUUUCAUUGAGUCACUACGGAUACACCGUCGACCCCGCAUACCUCAACACCCGUUCCCGCGUAAGCCACUACAACCCCGGACGUCAGAGUCGUCUAUCCGUCGCACCCUCACAAGUCUUUGUCCUCCCUCCCGACCCCAACAACAAAGACCCCAACCAACCCGUUCAACUCCUAGUCGUCCAACAAGCCCCCGAAGUCGGACUCUCUCCCCUAUCCAUCACCACCAUCGUCGCCUACUCGAUGCUGGCACUCCACUCGAUCAUCUUCGAAGAAGUCUACGCCCUCUACGCCGUCACACCUGUCUUAUCCCACGGUCUGGGUUGGACUGCGAUCCAACUGUCGACCAGUCUUGCGUGUAUGGGGAUUGUGCAACUGUUGAUGCAAUUUGUGGUGUACCCUAUGCUCGAGAGACGGUUCUCAGCGGUGUGGUUGUUUAGGUGUGCACAGCUGAUCUAUUGUUGUGUGUAUAUCUCGUUCCCGAUGAUCCGUGCACUUGCGGUGGAUGAGAGUGAUGCUGAGACGGGUGGACAGUUGACGAGGGUAAGGUGUUUGGUUCUCGCAACCCUUGUCUUUAAGUACCUCUGCAGCGUCUUUUCCUACACUUCCGUCAUGGUCAUGAUCACAAACUCGUCUCCACCACACCUACUGGGCACCGUUAACGGGAUUGGCCAGACAUCCGCCUCAUUCAUGCGCGCGUUCGGUCCAGCGCUGGGAGGCAUCUUUUGGGCGUGGUCGUUGGGCAACAAACUGAGUUUCCCGUUUAAUUACUUUUUUGUGUUCUUCCUUAUGGCCACCAUUGCCGUCUUGGGGUUCAUCCAUAGUUUCUCGAUUCCUACAGAGUUGGGACGUAGGAAGUUUUGA